Saprolegnia diclina VS20 is the source of this 3389-nucleotide messenger RNA. RefSeq lists its product as hypothetical. Gene Ontology annotation, cellular component: plasma membrane. The coding region runs from base 1 to 3348 and encodes 1115 amino acids. Gene Ontology annotation, biological process: positive regulation of vesicle fusion; positive regulation of D-glucose transmembrane transport; protein localization to plasma membrane. Gene Ontology annotation, molecular function: calcium ion binding; calcium-dependent phospholipid binding. The transcript has 16 exons. The record is from RefSeq and is a predicted model, not a curated record. NCBI's taxonomy places the organism in Eukaryota, Oomycota, Saprolegniomycetes, Saprolegniales, Saprolegniaceae.
AUGCCCUGCACGAUCAAGAUCCGGCUUGUCGAGGCCCGGGGGCUCCCGGUGGCCGACCGCGCGACCAAGGUCGCCGACGCGUACGUGGACAUCACGUUUGCGUCGUUCGAGGUCCGGUCGAGCGUCUCGCGCAAGUCUCUGACGCCCCGCUGGGACGAAGAGUUCCGCUUCGACGUGGCCGACGACGCGGUCCUCCAGAGCCAGCCCAUCAUGUUCAAGGUCAUGGACCACGACGUGUACACGACGGACGCGACGAUCGGCGCUGUGUACGUGGACCUCAACUGCAUCCUCAUGAAGGACGGCUGCUCCGUGCAAGGCUGGUACCCGAUCUACGACACGCUCCUCGGCGUGCGCGGUGAGCUUAGCCUCGUGAUCCGCCUCCACUACUUUGGCGACAUCAACCCGUUCCGCGAGAGCAGCGCGGGCGUCCAGUUCUUCUCGCUCUCGACGCUCGACCCGGAUAUCUUUACGAUGCACAAGACGCUCGGCUUUGUCGAGGAGCUCGUCGUGCACGCUGACCCCGAGUACUCGUGGAGCGACAGCUUCCGCACGUCGCGCAAGAGCAACGAGUACCGGCAAAUGCUGCUCUACAAGCUCUCGUCCCAAGUCUCGACCAUGGUCGGGAAGAAGGCCAUGGAGCUCGGUGGCAACGCUGUCCUCGGCUACCGCCAGUUCUUUGACGUCGAAGGCGACAGCGGCAUGGUCGCGCGCGCAUGCGGCACGGCGUGCUUCAUCUUGCCGACGGAAAAGAAUCCGGCGCCGCCGCCGGACGGACCGAACGUCGUCGCCACGUCGUCGCAGUCGAGUCUUGGGUUGGGCACGAUCGAGCAUGAUGUGGAUGUGCUUCUCUCGGGUCUCUAUGGGAAGCGGUCGCUCAACAACGACGAUACGCAAACGCCGAGCCUCGAGUCGACGUCGGGCCCCGCGGCGUCGCCGUCGCUGGCGGCCAUCGAGCCUGCGUCUUCGUCACCGCGUCUCCCGACCAUUAGCUUGCGCAAAGCGUUUUGGAAGACGAAGAAGGACAACUUUGAGCUCGGCGCGCACGACGAAGUGCAACUCUGGACGAUCAAGUCGUUCACGCCCGAUGCUCGCUUGCGCUUUGGCGGUAUCGUCACGGCGCGCUCGGUCAAGUUUCUCGGACGCAUGGCCACCAAGCUCGUCGACCAAGAGACACGCGACUCGUGGUGGAUGGAGCUUCGAGAAGAGGUCCGGUCGCACGCGCAGUCGCUCCAGUGCUCGCACGUCGUCGGGUACAUCGAGUCGUGCACGAUCCAUGACGACGUCUGCGUCCUCUCGGCCACGUACGUUGCUUCGGGACCGCCGCGGUGGUCAAGUAUGGCCCCAAGCGCCACCAUGGGCUCCUCAAGGCAUCGACCGACGAGCUCAGCGACCAGUCGCCGUCGCUUCGCCCGUACAUUACCCCAUUAUGGUAGAUAUACGAUGGAAGCGUGUGCUAGGAUGCCUGCACCGCGCCGCCGUGGCAACGCGCAGUCGAUCCAAGACUCGCCGUGCUUUGUAUGUCACAUUCCGUACUCGCGCUCGCUCGCGCCCUUCUCCAACAUGCGCAUGGUGCGCUGCGGCAUCUGCGGCCGCAAGUGGGUGCCCGAGAUGCUCUUUUCGUCCACCGAGCCGCCCAGUGGGAUGGCGCUUACGGGGUCGGGCGCAUUUAUCCAAGCUCGCGUCUGCCGGCAACGUCGUCGCGGCGCGGGCGACGUGAACGCGACGAUCGUGUCGGAAGCGCUUCCGUUUCUCGAGUACGAGCUCCAUCGCCAGCUCAUGGCCAAGAUGCGUGUGCUUGGCGUCAACUCGCUCUUUGGCUUCGAGUCCCAAGUGCAGAUCAGCGGCUCGUUUGUCAUUGGCAUCAUUACGGGCACUGGCAUGUACCUUCCGGCGCUGCCGCUGCCACAAGUGCUCCGCAUUACGCGCAACAUUGACGUCAAGGACGACGAAGACCGCCGCCUCGUGCAGCUUCAGUCGCAGAUUGAGCGUCUUAGCAACCAAAACCGCGCCGCGAUGAAGAAGGAUGCAGUGGGCACGAUCGCGCCCGAGUUUGUGACGUGGAAGCAGCGACCGUUGUUUGAGGACGACGCGCCAGUCAAGCGUCGGUCUCGCAAGGGCCGUGCGAUGCGUCUUUCGCGCGGUGACUCGGAGGCCGACGCGUCGAUCCUGCGCAAGACGCCGCAGUCGAGCAACGUGAGCCUUGACGAGAGCAACGGCCUCGACGACGACAAGGACACCAAGUCGUCGUCGUCGUCAUCGUCGUCCGACUCGGAGGAAGACUUCAACCCGGACGGCUUUAGCGAUGCCAAGCACCCGUUCGUGCUCGAGAUUGACGACGAGACCGAUGAAGACUUGAUGUCGGUCUUGCUCGAGCAGCCGUUGCCUGAAGGCGUCUCGAUCUACAACACGGACCGGCUGCCAGGCGCGUCGUCGCCCGGGCGCAACAUCCACCUCUUCCUCUCCAUGAAGCGCGUCGAGUGGGACGAAGAGCACAUGCGGGACACGCGCCUCAACGUGCUCUUCUCCCAAGUGUUUAAAAACCUCUUUGCGAGCAUCCUCUUCAAGCUUCGGGCGUUCGCGCCGUGCGUCGUCUGCGGCCUCAAGACGCGCGUCGCUCUUGCAGGCGAAAACAUUAUUGAGGUUGUCCUUAUGGGCAUGGCGAUGCUCUCGGGGCAUGAAAACUCGUGUGACGACGACGUGGUCAUCCAGAGUCUCAACUUUCCGGUACCCGAAGACGACGAAGACGCGUUCCAUGCGGCCAGCGACGGCAACAACGACGACGAGAACGAGUCGGACGAGUCUGCGCGCCGGGCGCUGCGUCUCCAAAUCCAGCAGCACCGCCCGUCGUCGUCGUUCGUCUCGGUCGGGUCGCCGACAGGCCGUCCCACGAGCCCGCUCUCGAAUGCGCAUCCGAACCCGUUCCACCAGAGCUCGAGUGCCCGCGAAUGGAUUGAGCUCACGCCGCUUUCGUAUGUGCCCGGUUCCAAGAUCCUCCGCUAUCUCGGACGCAUCACGCUGCACUUUAUCAAGGAGAGCUGGACCGUCCGCGAGCUUGGGGGCCUCGGCGCCUUCUUCCACCUCUUCCUCAGCGAAGCGAUUGCUGUUGUCCGCGCGCAUGUCCGUGCGUUAGGGGGCAAUGCAAUGCUGAGCUUCCGCCUCGUGCCGAUCGAGUCGAGCCAGCUCUACCGCAACCAAGUGUACAACAUGAUCUCGGUCACGGGGGACGCGGUGCUCCUCGAACGUGACCAGAGUCCGCUGCCGGUCGGGUGGUACACCAACCAAGCGUCGCGCGCCCACCCGCACCUCGAAUUCAUCGCCAAGCUCGACGCGCGCAACCACAGCACUUAGAGCCGCGACGCCAAGUCACCAAUGCAGACACGUUGCUUGUG